AUGGGUUCAAAACCUCAAAUUUACCAUGAAAAGCAAGUUAAAGAGCUGUGUGCUCUGCAUGCACUUAACAACUUAUUCCAGUCACGAAACACAUUUUCAAAGUCGGAAUUGGACACCAUAUGCAGUCGACUGUCUCCCAACGUCUGGAUCAAUCCUCAUCGCUCAAUGUUAGGGCUCGGAAACUAUGACAUCAAUGUUAUUAUGGCCGCUUUACAGAAAAAAGGCUGUGAAGCUGUGUGGUUUGACAAACGGAAAGAUCCUGGCUGUUUAGAUCUCUCAAAUAUAUGUGGAUUUAUUUUAAAUGUGCCAUCGGACUACAAGUUAGGAUUUGUGAUGUUGCCGCUGCGUAGACGGCAUUGGAUCACAAUCAGGCAGAUACAGGGGAACUUUUACAACCUGGACUCAAAACUGGAUUCACCACAGUUAAUAGGAAGGAACACUGACUUGAUUACAUAUCUAAAAGAGCAGCUGGAAUGUAAAGAAAAGGAAUUGUUUGUGGUUGUCAGCAAGGAAGUUGAGGAGAAGCAGCAGUGGAUGCACCAGUACUCGGGUAAUAACUACCAAGUGCAGAACAAGGGUAACGGAGCGUGCGAGAGUGACCACAGUCCCAGCCUCAACGACUGUGAUGUUGAAUGCCUUAGAGUUAGUGACGUCAGUAACUGUGCCGUCAAUGGUGACAAUUUUUAA
This is a messenger RNA of Danaus chrysippus (African queen), 687 nucleotides long. Lineage: Eukaryota; Metazoa; Arthropoda; Insecta; Lepidoptera; Nymphalidae. The record is from the annotation of a GenBank genome assembly.